Eucalyptus grandis is the source of this 1398-nucleotide messenger RNA. RefSeq names its product F-box protein At3g07870. The transcript has 2 exons. NCBI's taxonomy places the organism in Eukaryota, Viridiplantae, Streptophyta, Magnoliopsida, Myrtales, Myrtaceae. The record is from RefSeq and is a predicted model, not a curated record. The coding region runs from base 1 to 1398 and encodes 465 amino acids. Gene Ontology annotation, molecular function: protein binding.
AUGCACAUGGGGGUUUCUCGUUGCUUCCCGUGGCGUUCGCGCACAUCCAAUGGCAAGAAGCGGGACGGUUUCGGAACCUUACCGGAUAAUGUCGUAGUGGAUGUGCUCAGCAGGCUGGAAGUCGACCAGCUCAAAUGCGCAAUAAGAGUAUGCAGAAGGUGGCAUGCUUUGAUCGCGACAGCUCACUUCGCCCGACUGCAUCUUCAAAGAGUUUCUUCGGUAACUGUCGUGUACCCCUUGUGCUUCGAGGACCCUGUAUAUUACAAUGUCGGUCUGUUCUUUAUCGACUGGGGCUCUAUGGAGAAGAAACCGAUUGCAGGAGCAAAGUCACCGCCGGCUUUGCGAGACAUAACUGUCGACAGAUCUUGUCAUCUUCUAGGUUGUUGUGACGGACUGUUUAUCUUAAUCAAGACUCGCACCGCAUCUAUGUAUGAGAUUCACAACCCUGUCACGUGGGAGCGAGUCCCGGUGCCGCAUAAGGGCUCGAUCUGCGGAUUCUUUCUCCAUCCGCUUUCGAACAAAUACCGGUUGCUUUCUUACAGAGAAACUCCCAAUGGCUUCUGGUAUCAGGUGGAUGGUCUAGGGCCAGCGGCGUGCAUAGACGUCGGAAUGUUUCGUUAUCGUCCUAGAGAACAAGAAGCCCCGUCUGGCGUAAGGGGUCGUCUUCACUGGAUGGUGGUUGGGAAGGAAGGCGUGUCGCCUCCGUGUUCGCAUUCCAUCAUGGUCUUUAGCGCUAGAGAGAAUGCAUUUUGUUUUAUGCCUCAUCCGGGAGAUUCAUGUCUACCGAGCAAGGGACAUUCGAACAUGCACUUGGUGGAAAUGCAGGGCCGCGUAUACGUGUACGCGAUUCAAGUUAAAUUCAUGAGCAUCUGGGUUCUGGAGGACCAUGCAAGCUGGCAGUGGGUAAAGAAAUGCGAUAUCAAUCUACAAUGGAACUUAAAUCGGCAUCCGGUUCAUGAUGAGAACGUAACAAGCUACGAAAACUACAAGAAUAUGCAGCUUAUAGACAUCCGAGAUGGGGAGUUGCUUCUGUUCUGGCCUGGCCGGGGACUCUUUCAGCAUAAUCUGCAGUCGCAAACCAUCAAAAGAGUUCCGUGGCCAUUUAUGGACGGGUUCGGCUAUGACACGUACAGAAUGAAGACCAGGGUAGUAAUGGUUAGUCCUGAGCAGGACUUUAAAAGGCUCCACCCAUCAGGCAGGGUGCCCCUCCAGGGGGGAAGUGAGUCCCUGUAUGGGGUUUAUAUCUUAGGGAGUUCCCCGGAAAAACUCCCAAGGAACAAGCCCGGGGAGGGCAAUGAAGACAACCCAGGGGAAACGAAGCCCCUGGGGGUGGGCCGAGCCUCCCCCCGAGCCCAAGUUGGACCCGAGCAGGUCCUUAAACUGCUCCCCCCUGAAUAG